AUAUAUAUAUAUAUAUAUAUAUAUACAUAUAUAUGUUCAAGGAGAGAAAGCUGGGUAUUUUAACAUUAGUUUAAUUAGAAUGUAAUUAGAAUCUAAUUAAACAGAGUGGGUGGGACUGAUGUUAAUUAUUUUUUUAUUUCCUUCAUUGGUGUGCUUGAUAAUAAUAAUAAUAAUAAUAAUAAUAAUAAUAAUAAUAAUAAUAAUGUUUCUUGAUCACGUCUACCUAACACCACCCCCUACACAUUUCGAAAGCCCUUGUCGACCCACUUUGCCUGUCUCCUUCUGCCUUCUCAUAUUAAAAAUUGCUGAUCAUUAUUAAUCAUUUUAAAUUACUAAUUUGGUCUGUCCCUGUAUUUAUUUUUCAUACUUCCAGCAUCAUUGCUGCCCUCACCCUGCUAUCUGCCCCUUUUUUUUGAAACUCCAAUUAACUGCCUCCUCUUCCUUCACCUCUCCUACACUACCCAUUGCCAAUGGAACCCUUUUGCUAACGUGUAUUGGCUUCUCCCCACUCCCCUUUCCUCCCUGCAAUUUACACAUACAUACAUACAUACAUACAUACACACAUACAUACAUACAUACAUACAUACAUACAUACACACACACACAUAUAAUACAUACAUACACACACACAUACAUACUCAGAGAUUCAUCACUUUGACAAUUUCUCACCAAGGUGCAGGCUUGGGCAGACCAGUAGCUACCCAAACAUUUCAAACAUGAAAAGCCUGAUGUUUCCACAUCCCUACAUCAAUACUUCAUGGUGCCAAUGAUGUCACAUGUAUUGCUUUCAAAGCAUGAAGUGGCAACAUGGUUAACAUGCAGCAAGGCAACACCAUGUACUCUAACAAAUAGGAUACUACAAGGGAACAGAUCCUGUACUCUAACAGAUCCGAUACAAGAGAACAGAUCCUGUACUCUAACAGAUCCGAUACAAGAGAACAGAUCCUGUACUCUAACAGAUCCGAUACAAGAAAACACAUCCUGUACUCUAACAGAUACAAUACAUGAGAACACAUCCUGUACUCUAAUAGAUCCGAUACAAGAAAAUACAUCCUGUACUCUAACAGAUGCAAUACAAGAAAACACAUCCUGUACUCUAACAGAUACAAUACAAGAAAACACAUCCUGUACUCUAACAGAUACAAUACAAGAAAACACAUCCUGUACUCUAACAGAUACAAUACAAGAAAAUACAUCCUGUACUCUAACAGAUACAAUACAAGAAAACACAUCCUGUACUCUAACAGAUACAAUACAUGAGAAUACAUCCUGUACUCUAACAGAUGCAAUACAAGAAAACACAUCCUGUACUCUAACAGAUGCAAUACAAGAAAACACAUCCUGUACUCUAACAGAUCCGAUACAAGAAAACACAUCCUGUACUCUAACAGAUAUGCAAUACAAGAAAACACAUUCUGUACUCUAACAGUUCCACCAAUCUGCUGCCCUAUACUGGUACUUUCUUUAUUGACCCCAGAAGGACAAAAGGCAAAGCUGAUGAUGGCAGAUUCUUGAAUAGAGGCCACGGUGAGCCAGAGCAGAUCUGUCAGGCGGCUUAGUGACCCUCACAAUUCUUCAAUGCCUUGCCGUUUUAAUUAAAAAGAUGUCGAUGUCAUUAUCGUAAUUAGGGCAACACAGCUUGGAUAAAUCACUAGUUCAAAUGCCAGUGGGGGGGUCGACUUUGUCUUUCAUCUUUCAGGGUCAAUAAAAUAAGUACCAGCUGCACACUGGGGUCGAUUUAACUGACUUAGCCCCUCCCCCAAACCUCUUGGCCUCAUGCCAAAAUUUGCAACCAU
Messenger RNA from Octopus sinensis (East Asian common octopus), 1796 nucleotides. Its product is annotated as prestalk protein-like. NCBI's taxonomy places the organism in Eukaryota, Metazoa, Mollusca, Cephalopoda, Octopoda, Octopodidae. The coding region runs from base 758 to 1426 and encodes 222 amino acids. The transcript has 2 exons. The record is from RefSeq and is a predicted model, not a curated record.